AUGACGGAAGUACAACAGCCUGCACAAACGUCGCUCGCGACGGACACAUCUCUCGAAGUCGCCGCGUCGACUGAGCUCGUACCGACGACCGAACAGACAAUCAUCACGACCAAUGCCGAGGGCAAAAAAGUCAAGAAGAUCAUCCGUCGCAAACGGAGACCGGCGCGUCCACAAGUCGACCCGGCGACCAUAAAGCCCCAGGAAGUCGCGCAAACUGGAAACAUCUACAACGUUUGGUACAAUAAGUGGUCUGGCGGCGACAGGGAGGACAAGUACCUUUCCAAGACCGCUGCGCAGGGACGCUGUAACAUCGCCAAGGACAGCGGAUACACCAAAGCCGACAAGACACCUGGAUCCUACUUCUGCCUGUUCUUUGCGCGUGGUAUCUGCCCUAAGGGUGUGGACUGCGAGUACCUCCAUCGCCUGCCUACCGUCACCGACAUCUUCCCGAGCAAUGUCGAUUGCUUCGGGCGCGACAAGCAUGCUGACUACCGAGACGACAUGGGCGGAGUAGGAACCUUCCAAAGACAAAACCGAACCCUCUACAUCGGGCGCAUCCACCCCACCGACGACAUCGAAGAAAUCGUAUCGCGCCACAUGCAAGAAUGGGGCGAAAUCGAGCGAACUCGCGUCCUCACAGCCCGUGGCGUAGCCUUCGUAACCUACACCAACGAAGCCAACUCACAAUUUGCGAAAGAAGCAAUGGCGCACCAAUCCUUCGACCACAACGAAAUCCUAAACGUCCGAUGGGCAACCGUCGAUCCCAACCCACAAGCUGCGAAACGCGAAGCUCGCCGCAUCGAAGAGCAGGCCGCGGAAGCCAUCCGAAAAGCUCUCCCUGCAGCCUACGUCGCCGAACUCGAAGGCAGAGAUCCCGAGGGCAAGAAGCGCAGGAAGGUCGAAGGCAGCUUCGGUCUACAAGGCUACGAAGCACCGGACGAUGUUUGGUACGCGAAAGAAAAGAGUGACUGGGAAGCAACCAAGCAGCUAGAAUCUGGUGGCAUGGGAGAACGCAUGAUGAUUGAGAGCGCAGAGUCGGCAUACCAAGAUGAUGCGCAGCAAUACCAACAAGACGAGGGUUCUGCUGCGCAACAGCAGGGUAAUGGCAUUUUAUCUUGUUCUACACUGGCGGCGCUUAAGGGAUUCAGGACAACGCCGUCGAAUAAACGGCCUGCACCUGCUGCGGGGCCGCUUGUGGAUUAUGGAAGCGACAGUGAUUGA
Messenger RNA from Alternaria atra, 1221 nucleotides. RefSeq lists its product as uncharacterized. The record is from RefSeq and is a predicted model, not a curated record. Gene Ontology annotation, cellular component: U2-type catalytic step 1 spliceosome; U2-type catalytic step 2 spliceosome; Prp19 complex. NCBI's taxonomy places the organism in Eukaryota, Fungi, Ascomycota, Dothideomycetes, Pleosporales, Pleosporaceae. The coding region runs from base 1 to 1221 and encodes 406 amino acids. Gene Ontology annotation, molecular function: pre-mRNA binding; U6 snRNA binding; metal ion binding. The transcript has a single exon.